Physella acuta is the source of this 725-nucleotide messenger RNA. RefSeq names its product proteasome activator complex subunit 3-like. Gene Ontology annotation, biological process: regulation of G1/S transition of mitotic cell cycle; regulation of proteasomal protein catabolic process; positive regulation of endopeptidase activity. Gene Ontology annotation, cellular component: cytoplasm; proteasome activator complex; nucleoplasm. The record is from RefSeq and is a predicted model, not a curated record. Gene Ontology annotation, molecular function: endopeptidase activator activity. NCBI's taxonomy places the organism in Eukaryota, Metazoa, Mollusca, Gastropoda, Physidae.
AACCCUGUACCACUAGAAGAAACAAAUAAUGCCAACGAUUCUUCAGGCGAGCCUGGAGCUAAAAAGAGAAAAAUGGAGGAUGAUGCUACAAACAACCACAGUCCAAAUGUUUUGGGUACACGUGUGCUAGUGUUUCCUGGUGGAUCAAUCCCUUACAACACGUUUGUCCACAGCUAUUGUGAAAAGGCUAAGCCGUUGAUGCGAGGCCUUAUGGAACAUGCGAACAUGGUCAGAAUGUGGAUUAACUUCUUAAUUCCAAAGAUAGAAGAUGGGAAUAAUUUUGGAGUCUCAAUACAGGAGGACGUGGUGGCUGAGGCAAGACAAGUUAAAAGUGAGGCUGCCAGUUACCUCGAUCAGAUAUCCAGAUAUUAUCUCCAGAUAGCACGCAUCAUCUCAAAAAUAGCCAAAUACCCACACAUUGAGGAUUACAGACAAUCCAUUAAAGAGUUUGAUGAAAGACAAAUGCUCAAUCUGCAAAAUGCUAUUCUCGAAAUGAGAAAUCAAUUCGCAUCACUGCAUGAUAUCAUCAUGAAGAAUAUUGACAAAAUCAAGGUUCCAAGAUCAGCCAAUGCCCAGAAUAUGUAUUGAAUAAAUCUUUUUGUGUUGAUUUCUUGAACUGAUACAUCGGAUGGAUACUGUUACUUCAGUUGUAAAAUGGCAUAGGAUUCUAGUUUAUAUUUUGUAAUAAUAUGGUAUCCAGAAGUUUAAUGUAUGUCUUUAUGGCU